Scedosporium apiospermum is the source of this 1245-nucleotide messenger RNA. RefSeq lists its product as uncharacterized. Bases 1 to 1245 code for a protein of 414 amino acids. The transcript is spliced from 2 exons. Lineage: Eukaryota; Fungi; Ascomycota; Sordariomycetes; Microascales; Microascaceae. The record is from RefSeq and is a predicted model, not a curated record.
AUGAAUUUAUACAAAAAAUUGCUGGGGCUACCCCCAGCCCUACUACUCCUAGUUGUAUCUCAGGUCACUGCCCAAGGCCCGGAUCAGAUCCCCACCGCCAUCCGAAAGAUGCCCCCCGACAGCGGCGCCAAGUUCUUCCCCGAGUACGUUGCAUUCAGCCCAACUUACACGUACGACGAAAUACCAUUGUCUCCUAGAGAAGCCGCCGCGGCUGCACUUUUAGAUCGAGAAGGAGAGUUGCUCAGGAGGAGUGAUGGGGCGGUUUCCUUCAGGCCCGUUUUCAAGGCGCACGAGGAGGAGCAGAAUGCUUUCCGAAGAGCGGCAGAGGUAUUGAGGCUUCUCCAGAAGAGAGAAUCAUGUCCUUCAAACAUGAAAAGCUGCUCAGAGAUUGGGUUCCCCAAUAAAUGCUGCUUUGAAGCAGAGGAGUGUGUGAAAGUAGAGGACUCAACAGUAGGCAACGUCGCAUGCUGUCCGCAGGGCAUAGAUUGCAGCGGCGGUGUCGGUGCAUGCCCUGCCACUGCGGUUACAUGCCCUGCUGAUCUCGGUGGUGGCUGUUGUAUUGCUGGAUACAUCUGCAAGGGCCUCGGAUGUGUUCUUCCUCCCCCAUCCAAUUCGGGGUCCGCCGAACCGACUACUAUUACAACGACAUCCACAACAAUAGUUGACGGUUCUCCAUCGACCGUAAUAGUCACGAUCGUGACUACUAUCACCAACAAACCCGAUCCCGUCACCAAAACGACCACUCAUGUUGUAACCGAGUCUGAAUCCAGCAGCGCUGGUGUUGGCGCCCCAUUCCGGCCAACCCUUAGCGAAUCUGACGAGCCGGAAACCACUGCUCCUCAGGGGGAUUUCUGUCCCACCGGUUACUACGCUUGCCUUGCGCGGGCCGGCGGUGGCUGUUGCCAGACCGGCCGCGACUGCAAAGAGACCUCUUGUCCGCCUACCCCUAUGACGACCAUCAUUACGAAUGGCGUCACGAUUGCCGUACCUGUGGCCGACAUGCCGAACGAGGCUUCGGCAACCUGCGCAAGUGGAUGGUUCAUGUGUGGAGAUGAAGGUGGCCCAGUGGCGGGCUGUUGUCCGGAUGGGUAUUCAUGCGGAACAGCGAGCUGCACUCUCGCGUCACCCACCGAAACGAGCCAGGUUCAGAAGCAAGCACCAGACUCCUCAGCACCUGCGAAGUCUCGGUCCCUCUCUGCCAUAGCAGGCGUUAUCAGCCUGCUAGGGGCCCUGUACCUCAUCUAA